Molecule: messenger RNA, 4655 nt
Organism: Pseudo-nitzschia multistriata
Lineage: Eukaryota; Bacillariophyta; Bacillariophyceae; Bacillariales; Bacillariaceae
Source: the annotation of a GenBank genome assembly
GACUGUCGGAAUUUACAACUUUGCCCUUCAAGCCAGCUCCUUUUUAGAAUAGACAAACAGAAGACCGAUCAAGCAUCCUUGGAACGUACGGAUUUGGUUCUAUAAUUUUCUGUCGCCAUGGGGACAACCGAAUCUGUCUUUUACGACGAAACUCCCGCCGAGACGCUGCCCUCUCCUACCAGACCUUCCCAUGCAAUAGCGACCGAACCAGAACCUGUCCUAUCAGCAAAGCCUAGAAAUAUAAGAUUCCAGCCACACUCAAAGAAUGGAAACGUUGCAUUAAGAUCACAACCGCCGCGGAGGCGGCGUGCUCCCCGAGAAACCAAGCCGAUCAUACGAAUGGAAGGAUUGGUCGUGGGACGUCCAAAAACAGGGAAGAGGACGCUUCUAAGUCGUCUUAGAGGAGUCGACCCGUUCGUGGUGUUUCCAAAACAUCCACCAAACGAAAAUAGUAGCAACGAGACAAGCGAAAAAAACAAUCAAAAAUCAAAUCCUUCAAUUAUAAUACCAUACAAACCCCCUAAAGAAUGCCCAACAUGGGACCGUAUUAAACUUCGCAUCGGAUCUACGGAGCGAUUCGAUGGCGACGAGGUCCUUUCAGGAAACAAUAUUGACUUUCUGGUCAUAAUGAUCAAUCCAAACGACUCGCGAGAUACUGCACAAACCUAUGUGGAGGRGGUGGUGCUUUCUUAUCUGGAGCGAUCGGGGCAAGUAGAACAAGUACCAGGACACACCUUCAAUAAAGAGGGCAGAGAAAAGGCAGGUGAUAGUCGUAGCACCAGCGCUGCAAAUCCAAACUCCAAUAGCGAUGCUGUAAUAGAAGCAUUKUGCAUUGCUAUUCUAUUCAACUUCCGUGAUCUUCAGGAUGAUGAGAAAGCGAAGGAAUUCGACAACGAAGUAGUAUCAAGAUCUGGCAUGGAACGUUUCAUCAACAAAACGCUCGAAGCAAGGAACGCACCUGCGCAUACGAGAGUUAUAGAGGUGUUUGAUACAAGUCUUUUGAACUGUUAUGGAUUGGAUGGUUUGCAUCGUUUCAUAUAUCGUGCCUACCUACAACGUGGUCGGAGAGAUAUAGAAAGGAAACUUCAUAUAGUUCGGAAUCAAAUACAGCUAGUUGAAGAGAAUGAUUCCAAGUCAAAACCAAUGAGAUACGAUGAAUUUAAGAAGGAAAUAUUACAAGAAGAAAGUGGCCGGACGUCUCAACAACAGCAACAAGAUAAUAACGACAAAGAAGCAAUAAAUCAUAGAAAGCGACAGCCUCAAGACGAAAAAGAAGAGAAACAUCAGUCGUCUACUAGAAAUCUCAAUUUACGACAGUUCCGACGACAGCACAAUGCCGGUAGCACAUCGCCGUCUCGAAUAGGAAAGGAUGCUUUGGAAGCUUUUCUUGCCAGCAGCAGCGAUGAGGAAGAUCAAAAAAUACCSGCCAAUCGCAUGGAUGGAAUAUCUUCAAAAAAUAUGGUUGGAAUUGCCUCCUCCUCCUCGGACGAUGACAGCGACGAUGAUUUCUUUUACGACGAAAAUGGAGAUAGAAGACAUGGCCAAAAAAAUACAAACGCACUGCGGGCAAYCGCUGGUCCGGGUCGAGAUAAAAGAAUUAUGGUGCAAUCGCGACCCAAUUCGAACUCUUUCUCUGCUUCUUCUGAUGACGAUAGAAGUGGUAAUGAACAGGCCCAAAUACUUUCAUCGCCAUCACAAACUUUUGUAAAACAUGAUGCCUUGAACCAAUCAUCAUCUGAUGUUACACAGCUUGACCAAGAAAACCACAUGAUGGCGAAUUCAUCUGAUCAUGAUCAUGAUGUUGCGAAUCCUUUGAACGAAAGGGCGACAACCAUAGAACCGUCGGCAACAAAGGAGAGGAUGUUACGAAAAGAGAAAAGAACCAACGCAAUUCGAAAUGCAAAUGCURUAGCCAAGCAGAGCGGAGAACAAACAGUAGAGCGACAGAACUGUCAACAAAUAUCUACCAAGGUAGCAAAAUCAAGAACUGAACGAGAGAAAAAGCAGGAAGACGUCGAACAGGCAAGAGAAGUGGUGGCACCGCAGCAACAUGUAACAAUACCUGCAAUAAAGGAAAAGCAACAACUUUCAAAAGAGAAGGAGGGUGCAAUUGYAGUCUCCAAUACUUCAAGUGAUACAAACAACUUGUUGGGAAAUGAUGUCGAAAAUAAAUCAAUUUUGCAGAAUUCUGAUAAUAUUGGUAAUGACGGUAAUGAUAUCAAGGCUGAUACUAUCGACAAUAAAGCGAUUGACCGUGUUGCCGAAACCGAAGAUGCUGAUGUCACCAUUGAUGACUGUGACAUUCAUCAUCGCAAUAGAAAAGAUUCCAAUGAUGCUACUGGUGUGGACUUGGAUAAUGGAACUGUUGCCUAUUCUACCGUUGGCGCAAUAUCGACGGUUAGAGUUAUGAGCGGAGACCUCGCAGAUGGUACUCUACGAAGUCGUGAAGAUAAUGACGACGGCGUUGAUACAACCGAUUCCUUGGUCGUCACCAGACAGGUCGACAAAGAACCAAGUGAUGAAAAGGAUGCAACUGAGAUCCGUUGUGAGCAAUCUGUGGGAAAAAAAUUGUGCGAUGGCAACGAAGACGGCGAAGACAGCGAUGGCGAUUACAUGAUCGCUUUAGUACAUUCGAAUAAUGAAGAUGACGACGAYAGCGACAGCGACAAUUGCAUCAUUGUUUCCGCAUCUGUGAACGAAAAAGGAGAAGAUGACGGCGACGAUGAUUACAUGAUUGGUUCGAGACGUGCGAAUGACAAAAAGGAAGAUGAUGACGAUGAAAUCGAUAUUUCCAUGCUUGGAUCCACACCUUUGGAUGAAGAAAAGCAAGACAACAAUGGUGAUGUUUAUAUGAUUCGUCCGACACGUGCGAAUGAUAAUGAGGAAGGUGACAACGAUGACUGCAAAACAUACAUGGCUGAAUUCACACAUAUGAAUGAAGAACAUGACGAUGAUGAUGAUGGUGACUGUUUAAGUGUUUCCAAACCUACGAAGAAUGAAUUAGACGAACAYGAAAAUCAUAGUAAAGAUUACAUGGUUGAUUCUGCGAUUCCGAGUAAAGGACAGGAAGAAAGUGGUAGAUAUGCAGAGAAUUCAACACCUGCUAAUGAUGAAAUUGAAGACCAUGUCGAUGACGGCAAUGAUUCAAUGAUGAAUUUCGUGCCUGUAAAUGACGGAACGGAUAACGAUGACGACGAUUAUAUGAUUCAGUGUACUUUUCCAUCAAUGCAGAAAUCAGGGCAAGAUGACGAUGAAGAUAGUGCUUACAUUAUUGCAUCAGCUCGCAUGAAGGAUUAUGACGAGGAGAUCAAUGCACCUCUAACCGGAACCCUUAAUCGACAAGAGGAUUCCAUUCAAAAGUCAUCCUCGGAUACCGCAGUAUCCAUGGAUAGGAAUAAUAYGGAUAAAAAAAUCCCGCAAUCUAUAUUGAUUACUUCUACGACAAAAGCACGACAACGCAAUGGGCGAGCACCGUCGCAACCGCCGCCAUAUGCGAAACCUAUUUCCUCUAGCGGCAUCAGCGAAGCGGCAGCGGCGGCAAUUGCUGCCGCCCAAAAAGAGGCAGAAGCUAUGGUGCGAAAGCAGCAACAACAACUAUACUCUCAUCCGAGUCGAGAGAAGAAGUCGAAAAAGUCGAAGAAAAAGAAAGACGAAAAAAAUAGUGAAAAGAAAAAGAAGAAGAAAAAAAAAGAGAAAGAAACAUCUUCCCAAGGGUGAUGAAAUCGAAAAAUCUGUAUUCUGGAUCAAAUUCAAUCUUCUCGACAAAGUUUUGUCUGAAAGAAACCGCUGUGUUCUACGAAGCAAAUUUCCUUGCAAAAAUUUUGUGUGUUGGAAUUAUGAAUAGAAACACAAAGUUGCAAUCGUCUGAUUAACUUCUAAUAUUCGCCUAGAAAACAAUGCUUUCUUUGACUGCAUCGUAUAUUUCUCUUAUAUUACUGUAUUUUGAGGCGCAAGAAGCGCUUCCUUAUCAACUAGAUCACCCCGUAGUCAACCGCUCUARAAUUGCUGCGACUUCUUCGUGCUUCACAAUCUGAAAUCCCUCGGGCGUGACCCGUGCCAAUUCGAUAUUGUCUGUGGAUAUCUUUUCUUCCAUGACUUGUUUCAAUGUACCCAGUGCAAGCUCUUCAGCUUCCUUUAAGGUCAUCGAGUCAGAGUACGACUCCUCAAGAUUGGAUUGGGCUCCCUCGCUUCCAGCUCCAAUUGCCUUUGCCUUGUAUCGGACAAAGGUUCCGCUUGGGUCCGAGAAGUACAACUGGGAUCCCUCUAAGUCAUCGUAUCCGGCCAACAAAAGAGCCACACCAAAGGGUCUAGACAUUCGUUUAGAAGAAUCUCCAUCACUUCCUUCACCAAAACUCAGGGCCAAAUCGCAAACUGCUUGUGUCAAUGGCUCUACACCGAUAGGUUCGUCGUAAGUGAAGGUGUGGUUUUGCGCCUCAACUCGAGCGUGAUCUACUAGAGUCUUGGCAUCGGCGACAAGUCCACUCAUGGCGGCACCAAUAUGGCUGUCGAUUUCUGCAAUCUUUUCAACACUGUCAGGAUCUAGUAGAGGAGAUGUCAAACGUUUUUCGACAGCCAGUACGGAUCCAUCUUUGGUUUGAAUCCCCACAGCGGUCGAUCCCAAUUUGAUGGCCUCAAUGGCGUAUUCAACCUUUGAA